This is a messenger RNA of Aspergillus udagawae, 1455 nucleotides long. Its product is annotated as urmylation protein. The record is from RefSeq and is a predicted model, not a curated record. The coding region runs from base 1 to 1455 and encodes 484 amino acids. Gene Ontology annotation, molecular function: thiosulfate-cyanide sulfurtransferase activity; URM1 activating enzyme activity; adenylyltransferase activity. Gene Ontology annotation, biological process: tRNA wobble position uridine thiolation; protein urmylation. The transcript has 3 exons. Gene Ontology annotation, cellular component: cytoplasm; cytosol. Lineage: Eukaryota; Fungi; Ascomycota; Eurotiomycetes; Eurotiales; Aspergillaceae.
AUGGAGAAUCUAGAGCAGACGUGCGCGUCCUUACGCGCUCAAAUCGCUGCCACCGAGGCCCAGCUUGCAGGUCUGAAACGCGAGCUCGAAACGGCCGAGCAAGCAGCCGCCGAAGUCAAGGCUCAAGAUACCUCGACAACAAUCGCUGCCGACGAAAGGAGUGAAAAUGGGACAAGGAAGUGGCCACUGCUCGGCGAGGAAUACAAGCGGUAUGGAAGACAAAUGAUUGUACCCCAACUUGGUUUGCAAGGGCAAUUGAAGCUUCGCUCCGCACGAGUCCUCAUUAUUGGAGCUGGUGGACUGGGGUGUCCUGCAGCGCUGUACCUUGCUGGAGCAGGUGUGGGAACUUUGGGCCUGGUCGACGGAGACACUGUCGAAAGCUCGAACCUGCACCGGCAGGUUCUGCAUAGGAGCAAGAAUGUUGGAAAGUUCAAAGUGGAUAGCGCGAUCGAAUAUUUGCGAGAAGCACACCUCACGCCUCAAGAAGCUCCGGAUAUCUUCAAGAAUUACGAUCUCAUUCUUGAUUGCACGGAUAAUCCCGCGACGCGGUAUUUGAUCUCGGACACAGCUGUGCUGCUCGGGAAGCCCUUGGUCUCUGCUUCCGCAUUACGGACGGAAGGACAGCUCAUGGUGUUGAACUACCCUCCUCGGCCGGUGGGAGACAAGAGCGGAGGACCGUGCUAUCGAUGCGUGUUUCCGAAACCGCCACCGGCGAACAGCGUUGUCAGCUGUGCUGACGGCGGGAUCCUCGGCCCAGUUGUAGGCACAAUGGGGGUUCUUCAAGCACUUGAGGCAAUCAAGGUUAUUACCUCUCCAGCUGCGAAUUCGAUCGCGUCACCCCCAUCUCUGCUUAUAUUCUCCGCAUACUCGACCCCCCCAUUUCGAACCAUCAGGCUCCGCGCUCGUCGUGCGAAUUGUGCAGUGUGCUCUGCGGAUGCCAGCGUGACACUAGAGACGCUCAAAUCAGGAUCUACCGAUUAUGUCUUUUUCUGUGGCGUUGCAGGCCUGGAAGCGACUCUUUCGCCGGCGGAACGUAUUUCGCCCCUUGACUUCAGAAAGAAACAUCCCAAGGAAGUGUUGCAAGACGGAGACAGCAUAAGCAAGGAGCCCACGAUCAUUGAUGUGAGAGAGAAGGUGCAAUUCGACAUUUGUAAUUUGGAAAACAGCAUCAACAUCCCCAUCUCGACCAUUUUGUCGUCAGCGGCAAGUCCUACGACGAACGCAGACGCCAAUGCCCAACCUUCGCUACCGUCCUGGCUUCCAGCAGACGUAGUCUCCACUGAUUCGACGGACCCUAUAUAUGUUGUGUGUCGUCUUGGAAAUGACUCGCAGAUCGCAGUUCGGAGGUUGAAAGAGUUGGGGCUCGAUCUGGGCGGACAGAGAUACAUCGGUGAUAUACAUGGAGGGUUUCGCGCUUGGCGUGAACAGAUUGAUCCUGACUGGCCAGAAUACUGA